AUGAUUGCUGCUGCCUCGGGAAGUGAUAAAGGCCUGCUUUCAGGAAAGUUUCUAUUACCUUUUGUUUCUCCUGCGAGAAAUAUUUCUCUCAAGUGCAUGCAAGACACUGAUGAAUUCCUUUCUGAUCUGAAUUCAGUGGAGCCCAAAGAAUACGCUCUGAGAAUGUACGACUCUGUCGGGAAACUUGGGAGCAAUAUUCUCGGUGGAAACGUGGACAGGCUGGGUUCUUACAGUGAGUGCCUCUCCACCCACACUCCCUCGUGGAGCUUCCAAGGACAGUACUGCAAGAUUCAUCUCCUGCAGGAUGGAACCGACUACAGUGUGGGUGUGUGUGUCCCUGAUUCGUGUGCCGAAGAGGAUGUGACUGUGAUGUCUCAGCUGGAUAUUUUAAGAUUCAGAAAUGCUUCAUUUUUGGCUCCUUCUCUGUCUCUCUUUACGAUGAAUUCUUCCUCCCCAUCUGGUGGGGGCAUGGCCAGAUGUGCUACUGGACUGUUUCCCCUGGACGCGUUUGCUGCCGUGUGUCUGUUCCUCACGCUGCUGGGCCUGGUCCUUCCUCUGGCUGGAACGGUCUACGUGGCAGCCAGGGGUUGGGCGUCAGACCACAGGGCGUCCCCAGCACAUGGCACGCAUUCGGCCACUUACGGGAGUCUGCCUUUGAGAGAGAUGGAGAGGAGCGAACAAAGAAACGGAAUCCGAUGGGCGGGUGGCCUGGCCCAUCUCUCACGGUCAGGAGCCCUGAGCAGAGGGGAAAGAUUUCUAGGAGCUGUGGACUGUGCUCUGAAAUGCUUUUCUUGGCAGAAGAAUAUGCCAGCCAUCUGGACUACCAACACGCCAGGAAGCACGUGCCCUGCACUGAAUGGCAUCCGAGUCUUGAGUCUCCUCUGGAUCAUGUCGGGGCACACCAGUCAGAUGACCGCGUGGCUGUCUUUGGAUAAUGUUCUCGAAUGGAAAACCAGAGUACUUAAAAACCCACUGUACCUUUGUUCUCGGAGUGGCCCCUUCUACCUUGGGGUUGACACAUUUUUCUUGAUCAGUGGCUGGUUAAGUGCAAGGUCAUUUUUAAAGAUGCAUCAGACUUCAGAAAAAGGAUUAACCGCUAAUGUCAUACUCAGAUACUACUUCAGUCGCCUCUUAAGGCUGCAGCCUCUUCACAUGUACUCCGUGUGCUUAUUGGUUGGAUUGUUCUCCCUUGCUCCCUGGGGACCCAUCUGGGAAGUGCCCAAGUUCCACCUGGACAACUGGAAAUUCCCGCCAGCUGCCUACCGAAUCCCUCCUCUGGACCGGAAAGGGCGACCGUGCAACGGCUGGACCUGGUACCUGGCCAAUGACUUCCAGUUUCAUCUGGCAGCACCAGCCAUCGUCGCGGUCCGUGCAAAAAGUAAACACGUCCUUCUCCUCCUCGGGGCCGUGCUGUUCUUGGCAUCUUUCAUUGCCACUGCUCUGCUCACACUGGCUCAUGACCUUCCGGUGGCAGCCCCAUCAGAAGCAAGCGAGAACGUGACUAUGUUAUAUUUCUCGGAGUAUUACACCAAGCCCUACUGCCGAUUCGGGCCGUUCCUCGUGGGCCUCUUUCUGAGCAUUUUUAUGCACCAAAACCACCAGGGAGUCAUUCUCAAAACCAAGGUUCAGGCUCUGCUGGGGUGGAUUUGCUCCCUGUCAACCCUGUUUGCAGUGGUCGCUCUGGCGUACGCAGUGGACGACACCUCAGUCACCCCUUCAGCUGCCGCUGCUCUCUACCAGGCCCUCCACCGGGCCCUGUGGGCGGCAGCUGUAGGCUGGGUCGUGUUUGCAUGUCAGGAAGGCUAUGGAGGUCUGGCGAACCGGCUGCUUUCUUGCAAUAUCUGGGGUUUCCUGGCCAAGAUCAGUUACGCGUGCUACUUGAUCCACCCUAUCGUCAUCAUCCUCUACAACGGACUUCAGGAAACGCUUAUUCACUACAGCGACACCAACAUGUUCUAUCUUUUCUCUGGACACUGCGUGCUGACCUUCAUCACUGGGCUAGCCCUGACCCUCUUCAUUGAGAGACCAUGUCAGGAACUGAAGCGGUGUCUUCUGGGAUCGAUGCCUAAAGUGCCAUGGACGUUCUAG
Molecule: messenger RNA, 2088 nt
Organism: Pteropus alecto (black flying fox)
Lineage: Eukaryota; Metazoa; Chordata; Mammalia; Chiroptera; Pteropodidae
Product: O-acyltransferase like protein
Exons: 17
Coding region: 1-2088 (695 amino acids)
Molecular function (GO): acyltransferase activity, transferring groups other than amino-acyl groups
Source: RefSeq, a predicted model, not a curated record